Molecule: messenger RNA, 4072 nt
Organism: Xyrichtys novacula (pearly razorfish)
Lineage: Eukaryota; Metazoa; Chordata; Actinopteri; Labriformes; Labridae
Source: the annotation of a GenBank genome assembly
AUUUCCUUUCUUCUUUACGGCACCACCGGUGCUGAGAAAAAACCCGAGUGGAAGGUGGAGGCGAGAUUAGCCUGUGUGGCUGUGAGGACUUCAUACAGCAGAAGAAGACUGUUCGGGGUUUUGUUGUUCGUAAAGCUUACAUGAACGCGUUAGGAGGUAUAGAGGGAACUACAUAUCGUGGCAGUAAGGUGCCUGCUAAGGUAGAAAUCUACUUUUUUCUGGGCUCUUCAUGUGAAGGAAGCUAACAGCAGCAGCAGUCUCCUCUCACCGUGUCGCCUCUCCACUCCUGCUGAUCGGUCUCCACACUCACUUUGCCCACUCUCUCACGACCAUGCCUAUUCAGUUGACCAGUCAGGCUUACUGUAAAAUGCUUUUACAUGCUGCCAAGUAUCCACACUGCGCCGUGAACGGGCUCCUGGUGGCGGAAAAGACGAAGGAGAAGAAGAAAGACAGUCACGCUGAUCCAGUCUUAUGCGUGGACUGUGUGCCCCUGUUUCACGGUACUCUCGCUCUUGCUCCAAUGCUGGAAGUGGCUUUAACAUUGGUGAGUGUUAUUCAGUAACCACUGUGUACAAUUCAUAUUGCCUUAUUUGAAAUAAGGAGCCAUGGAAGAUACAAGUUGAGCCAUUUGUAGAUGAAUUAUAACAUGUAAUAAUAAUCAUGUAGUCUACUGGUUGUGCUGCUGCUGGAUAAAUAAACUUUAAUGUCCAUCUUUACAGAAGAUCUCCUUUGACAAGACUCAACCAAUAAACACAUUUAAACCACAUACAAAGGGUGCAUAAGAUAGACUGGUUGACACAGCUGGUCAUGUGUAGGUGCAGUUAAGAUUAUCCAGGUGGGAGUAAUGCAGAGGAAAUGAAGGAUUUCUCAUGGCUGAUUUCUUAGGUAAUAAAAGCAGGUGUUUUAGCUAUGCCUGUUGACUCAACUGAUGGACAAGUUGUGCUCAGAGAUUGUAACUCUUAAGGAGUGUGUGUUCACUGAGAGGAUAAGGAGGAGGCAAGGUCACUGUGAUACUGAAACUAUACAAGGUCUGAAGGAACAAAUUGAAUAGGAUGAGACCAAAUGCAGGUGUCUAUUGUCUGUUGACCAUAUUCAGAAAUGACGACAAAGACAUAAUCAGACUAAGAAAGUGAGGAUUGAAGUCUCUGAAAGUGGUUGUGCUCCACUCUUGCAAGAACAACAUUUACCUUUGUUAUAUAUCCUGAAAUCUUGUUUCUGCCCUCUUGUCAUUUUCAUCAAUUUAUAACGUCAUGUCAGAGUAAGUUGGCCUGACAUUUGCUGUGCUGUUUUUCUGUCCUCAUAUGCUGUCCUCCUGUUUCAAUUCCAGAUCGAUACUUGGUGUAAAGAAAAUAACUACAUCAUUGCUGCAUAUUAUCAAGCCAACGAACGCACAAAGGAUUCAAGGUAAAAAGAAUCACACAAAAAACACAACACUAUGUCUUUAGAGGAAUAAAUAUUGUUAAUCGCAUCUCUUACUCUUCUGGACUCACGAACUACAUUUGAUAUCCUUUAUUUUUCUUUUCCAGACCCAACCAAUUUGCUGAAAAAGUUGCUGCCAGGAUUUCUGAGAACUUCAGUGAAGCAGCAAUUGUUAUGGUAACAGUAGAGCGUCGAGGCGAAGGCUGGUGCAGAUGGAGUGAAAUGGUUGUUUACAUUUUCCCAGAUUUGCUUACAUCACAAAGUGGCUGAUGGUGUGCCACUGAAGGGUCAGCAGCAUGUGUCCAACACCACUCUAAUAUAUGUGGAUUUGGAAAGUGGGCCACCAGUCAAAGGGCCCCUGUAGAGUAGGAGACCACUCUUGGACAGUCACACCAUCAAUGGCUCACCUGCAUGAUGCACAUGAUAUUUAAUAAAAGCAUAUUUAUGACUGUAAAAGUAUAGAUAUUUUGAUUUUAUGUAUACGGUAGUGCUACUGAGAGAUAAAAGUGAAGAUAUGCAGAAGUCUCUCUCAUCCGUCUGUCAUGUGUAUUGAUUGCAUAGUUGUUUGUAACCUUUGUGCUGACAGAAAAGUAAUUUCAAAGCUUUAUCCUUGCUGAUAUAACCAGUAAGCUCAGAGCUAAGCUUAUGUCAGCAGAGCUACUGUUGCCUGUCAGAGUCAUAAAUAUGUCUGGGGAAAUUGGCUUAUGCUGACUUCGUAGAAAUAGGUUGGCUAUUCAAAGUAUAAACUCAAUGCAGAGGUUUUUAUUGUGCAGUGAGGGAUUUCGAUCAGUCAGUCUAAGGAACAGCACACGCUGCUGAAGUACUUACCAUCAGCCACUCUUUGAGUUCACCAUCACUCCAGCAUCCUUGAAGUUAACCCAACGCUGUAUGAAUACUAAACUGCUAACUAACAUUCUGCAUUUAUCUUCAUAUUUGUUCACACUUAGAAGAGCAGCUGUUCAGUAAAAUAAUUUGAGACUAAAUAAAAAGCUUUAAGCACAGUAUAGCCUCACUGUCUCCAGGUUUUAAAGUUUACAGAAUAAUAACUUCUUUUUAUCCCAAAACUUAUCUACCGUUUUCAAACAAUUCAAGACAGGUCUGUCAGAAUAAAAUUGAUUCUUACCAAGAUUAUAAAGUUUAAAGAGUUAGAACAUAACUUUCAUCAUUAUUCUUUUUUUCUUCCUUCAGGUGGACAGCGGCAGAUUGACAAUGAGCUGUUUUGAACCCAUCGUCUUUAUCUAUGAUCAUCAUGAAAACAAGUGGAAGUGCAGAGAAGUUACUGUGUAAGUGACCCACAUGUUCCUCAUUUACUCACUUAUUCAAUGCGUUGGGAAAAAAAAAAAAGGCAUCAAUCAUGUCAAAAAUGUUUUCCAUGUGAGUUGACAGUCUGUUUGUUUGUCCCAGUGAAUGUUUCGAGGACUGGAGUGAAGCACAAAAGAUCACAUCUUCUCUGCUGGAGGGCAGGUCCUACGAGAACUUGAUUGACUUUGACAAUCACUUGGAUGAUCUGAGAAAUGACUGGACCAACCCUGUGAUCAACAAAUCCGUCCUGGACCUGUGCUAAAGCCUUCAAAUAGGUUUACCUUAGACAUACACUCAAAUAUUGCUGCCAUCUCAGCAUGCAUGAUGCUACUUAUCGUGUAGCAGAGGAGUACAGAAAUGCUGAACUCAUAGUCUUUGUUCCGUUAAAAGGCUCCUUGUACUGAUGGAGACUUGUGGAGCAUUGACCUAUAAGGCCAAAAUCUCUCAAGGGCAAUUAACCGCCAUACGUGCACUGUUGGCAUGUGUCCACCUUUACAAGGUGAAGUUGAGGUGAUAAGAGGCUGUUAUGUUUAUGAAUGCAACUUCAAUGUUUUUUUUUUUUUUCUGCAAUGGUUUGUGUUUAUUCAUAGUUUUGUGCAUAAAGUUUGAUUCUAGAGUAUUUGAUCUAUUUUUCCUCUUAAAUUUUAUAGCCAUUAGCCAUACAGAGAUCAAGCUCUAAAUUACUAAAAGAUUUAGGUGAUGAUUGUACGACUGAGAUAUAAUAUAAAACAUGUUCGUAAUAAAAGUUCUAGUUUACAACAAAACAAAAUUCACAUGUGGAACUGUGGUCUGAAGAGAUAUGUUAGGUUAGUCUGAAAACACUCCUAAGAUAAUGAGGAUGAGAUGGGAAUCUCUGUGGUUUUAUCCCAUCAGACUGUAUCACACGUCAUCCUCAAUACUUCUGAAGACGCACCAGCAAUGACAACAUAAUGAUUGACUCGAGAGCUUCAACUUCGAGGCCUCAUGCUUACACAAACAUGUCCAUGAUGCUCGUCUUUCAAUGUUAGUGUUGCUGGUGCACCUCAGGGUGUCAUCUGUGGUAACAUUUACUUUUGAUCGUUUGUUUGGGAGACUUGUUCAGAAGAAUAAGAAAAUGAAUCAGAGUGCAGGUGUGUGGAUUUUGUUUUAGAAAUUAGUGAAAUGUAUUUAUUUAUACAUAAAUGACCUCUCUAAAAUGUACUAUUUAAUAAAUGAUGUAAAACAUUGAAUUACUUAAUGUGAAGAUACAAAACUACCUUUGUACUUGAGAUUAGAGUUUAAUCAGCAAGAGCUAAUUACUUAUUGUGUGGCACCACAUUUUUUACUGAAAUUUUAUGAACUGAAUGUACAAUGAAACCAUCUUUCUAAAAUA